ACACUGUAAUGCAUUAGGUUUCCCAUGUUACGUAAAUAGCCAUUUUCAAGUAUCCUACAUUAGUUGCUAAAUAUAAAUUCAUUUUCAGAAAAUGAGUGUGUAUCGAUUAUUGCAGAAGACUUGCACAAAGUAUUUAAACUAGACGACGGACAAUAUUAUUAAUAAUUCUUGAACAUGGAUAAUGUGAUUUUAUUCAACUAAGUAUGUCGGAGGAAUCUAUCACUGAAAACGACCUUUUAUUAACAGAAAGGGUUGAACUAAGCGAUUUUUUAAAUCCUGAUCCAGAUAGUUUAAACAACCCGCUUGAUAAUGAGACUCAUGUUAAAAUUCCAUUGGAAUAUGAAGCAACUGCACAAGAAGAAAGUAACCGCUUUCCGUUUGAACAUGGUCCACAGCGAUUGAUUCCCGGAUUGCCUCCGGGGAAAAAAUAUCAUGUGUUUAUUUCAUGUUCCUCAUCAGAUAUAGAGGAAACAAAUAAGAUAUGUGAGGAGUUGGAGAAGAGGUUCUUCCUCAGGUGUAUGCAGUUCGACAGAGAUUUUGUGCCGGGAAAACUAUUAGAUGAUAAUAUCCAUGCCGAAAUGACAAAAAGUGUGAAAGUUUUGAUCUGUUUGAGUCCUACAUACGUUACGAGUUCCUGGUGUAUGAAUGAGGCCUACGAAGCUAUUCAGUUAUCUUAUUCCGAAGGGGAGAAAAUGAAGAUAAUACCUGUUUUGCUACGUCCAACUGAAGAUGUUGAGCUUCCAUCUGUUUUGAAGCGAUAUCGGUAUAUAGAUGCACAAAAAGAAGAUGACGUACCUGCAAAGAUAAUGGAAGCGUACUAUCAUUCAGGGGCAGUCGAUGCAAUUCAAAUGCAAGAAGAACAAGGAUUAACUGCAGAAGAAAUCAAGAAUCAGAACGGAGCACGUUUAAUGUCGAAAACAUUUCUAAAGCAACGGCCGUAUUUAGAGAAAGGCUAUGUUUUUGAGACAGAGUCCUUGACAUUCAAUGAGAGCGAGUAUUUGAAAACAAUACACGAAAAGUGUGAAGAACAAUUUGAGGCAGCUGCUUCUUUUCUGGCAAACCAAAGGCUUCUAAGAUUCUACAAGGUCUUCGUUAUAACCUUUUUCACUAUGACUGCGGGUGCAGUGUUGGCUGCUAUAACAGUUUCAUCGAUAAUAACAUUCUCCUAUGCUGCUGUUCUGUUUAGUGGAAAUGAGAAGAUGGUCUCCGACACAAGUAUUCCAUUGGCAAUGUCUUUGGGGCUUGUAGCAUGGCCUCUAUCUGUUUUCAUAAUUUAUUUAUUGCGAAAAAAGGCGACAGAUGCUAUACGAAGGAAGUUAUGGCACACAGUCAACAAAAAGUACUUUCGGGAAACAAAAUGUCUCAUAUUGUAUGAUGACAUAGUCUUCCGAGAACCUUGUAUGAUGGUCAUUCGCUACAAUACAACACCAUGUCAGGAGUAUCUAGCUAUUCUCCUCGAAAGAAAAUACUUCCAGCUAGAAGACAGGAAACAAUACCAACUGGAUGAUGACGAAAUUACGAUUAUGGCUGCAGAAAGAAUCGAGGAGAAAUUGGAGCAAUUACAAAGUUCUGGGCUUUUGGCACACUGGUUCCAGCUGGGUGUAUACGAUUACAAUCGCCAUAACACUUGGCUACGAAAACAAUGUCUCUGUCAGAUGCUGGAGAAAGAUAUCGUUGAAAGGAAAAUACCGAUAAUUAAUGUGUGACGAAAGAACAGUCCAAGACUACAACAUGUAACACAUGUAUUACUGAAAAUUAACCAAAAUUAUCAAAUAAUACGGAAUAUCUGAACCAUUAUUUCGUCUCCGAUUCCGUCCCGGUUUUAAUAUUUAGUAUAUCCAACGAGAUCACGUUUUCUGCGUGAACUUGGGCAACUUUUUCAGUAAACAAGCACAUGUAACUUACUUACUAUCAGAUAUAGUGAGUUUAGGGACAGUUUAGCUUCGUAUUUGAAAGUUGAGGGGUGGGAAACAAAAGGAAAAAAGCGGCACCCGUUAUAUUAAUUUGAAAAAUCUUAGCAAGAAAAGCUUUUCUGCUCAUACUCCUAAAUCGUAAGGAGGGGGGGGGGGUAUCCUUUAGUACAUGUACGAGUUCCAUCAAUUAUUUAACCUUGCAUUUACACUACCAUUCAACGCUACUAUUAACUAUAUCAAGUGACCAGCUAAUAAAUCGAACUUUGCAUGUACUAAUAACAAAUGUAUGUGAUAAUUUAGCGCGAUGUCAGAUGGGGGGGGGGGGGGGGGGGUCUGGAGAUCUUUUGUUUUGUCUCCACUGCCAAACUUCCGUAAUUUAAUCCAACAUCUCAUGUUUUGGUACCAGGCCAUUCAUUUGCAACAUUCUGAAAAAUAAUCUUCAAACCAGGCAGAUAUUUUUGUUUCAUAAAUGAGUUGUCUUUAGCCAUCACCAAUUUGUAUGUACAAGAGUUGCAGUGACGCAUAAUUUUCGCAACUUCUUUUUCUGAAGAGUUCCAAAAUUUUCUAGUUCCAAUAUCCCGUAUUAAAAUCAAAUAUAUGUACUGUAACAAAACAUCCAAAAAAUUUGUAUUCGUUAUAGGAGUUAUGAGAGAGACCACUGUUCAUUAUCUUCACCUGUCAAGUUCUCAAGACAAAGAAGCUAAUUACAUGCAUAAAAUAAACAAAUAAUUUUUUCAAAAAACGCAAUUUCUAAGCUAACUCACUAAAGCUAGUGUGUAUAAUACAGUACAUGUCAUUGUUUGGAUAAAAAGAUCAAACUUAAAAAAACACGUCUGAUCAGUCGAAGAAACUGCUUGCAAUGUGUGUAUAUUGUAUACUAUUGACUGGAAUGAAUACAGAAUAUGCUAAUAUGAAACAACGUCGAGCUUGGUUAGUACUUGCAUGGGUGACCACCUGGGAAUACAAAGUGUCGUAGAUUUUUUUCUAUUUACUUUUCAAAUCACAUUUCCAUGUCCCCUUUCUGGGAAGGGGAGACAUAAUUAACAUGUCAUCUGAAUGAAACAUAAAAGCGAUGAAAAGUGAAGAUAACGAAGAAUGGUUAAUCUCAUAACUCCUAUAACGAAUACCAUAUUAAAAGUUGAGGAAACCGGGGCCCUAUCAGAGGUGGGAUCAGGUGCCUAGGGGGAAUAAGCAUCCCCUGUCGACCGGUCACAACCGCUAUGACGCCUAUAUCGUGAUCAGAUAAACAGAGUAAUCCGCAAUCAAAAUCAGCGUAUGAAACACGUCAGACAGCAUUUGACCUAAUGAUGGGCAGUAUUAGCAAACUAGAGCGUUAUAACAAUAGCAUUUGUGAAAUGCUGACUUUAAAAGAGACUGUUGAGACCCUUGUUUGUCAAAUUGUUUGUCAGUAGCCUACCCCGAUUUAAAAACUGAUCAUACGCAGAACAAGCUCUUGUGUAUCGAAUCAGUUCAGAUAUAAACACCAUAUACAGGUGAUAAUGGAAUAUUGCUACAUGAAUAUGUUAAGUUGACGAUGGAAAAGCUGAAAUAGCCCCGUUUAUGAUAAAGUUGAAUUGUUAGUUUGCCGUUAAUAUCUAUUUUCAACAAAAUAUUUAAGAAUGUAGCAGAAGUGAACAACUCUUUGGUGUCUUUUAUUUCGAGUUCACAGGGAUAUAUCGAAUCGACAUAUGAAUGAAAGUUAGCAGUGUUAAUAGACAAAACGUCGUCGAUAUAUCUAAAUGUCGAAUUGAACACAAAAGAUGGCAUUUACAAAUUUGCAUGUGUCAUGUAGCACCAGCCUGUUUAUGCAACAACUUUUUGCAUGUUUAUGUAAAUGUUGUGACAUAUAUACAAUAAUUGUGUCAUUGGCUGGGAUAAGACUUCAUUUCUAGUCAUCUCUAUUUUGCAAUUAUGUAACGCAAAUUUUGUGAUAUUACAUGUUCUUGCAUAAUCUUAUCCCAGCCUUUACUUUGUUUCCAAGUCAUUUGUUCAAGAAUAAAUUACCAAACCUCA
Messenger RNA from Ostrea edulis (European flat oyster), 3926 nucleotides. RefSeq lists its product as uncharacterized. The coding region runs from base 204 to 1706 and encodes 500 amino acids. The record is from RefSeq and is a predicted model, not a curated record. The transcript is spliced from 8 exons. Lineage: Eukaryota; Metazoa; Mollusca; Bivalvia; Ostreida; Ostreidae. Gene Ontology annotation, biological process: signal transduction.